AGGACAUGCCCUUGCGGUCCCCAGACUGUUCUGGCAAGCUCUCCUUGGGCUUCCCAGCAAGUGGGGCCAUGUGUGCCUCCCCCUAAUCCCUGAUCACAGGGGAGUGAGGCACAGGGUAAACAGCCAGCCACACACGGGCACACAGCUCUGUGCCUGACUGCAGGGCUUUUGCUCUUAGGCACCACAAGCAACAAGUGGUCUCCUGCCGAGAGAAAUGUUCGGCUCCUGCCUCCCCUGGAAAACACUGUUUGUUCUAAGUUUAGCAGUUCUUUUUGCAGACUUUACCGAAAUCCGAGCGUUUGCCGAUCGAAGCGAAUGCAAAAGUGCAACCAUAGAUGAUGUGAAUGGGAGUCUCAAGAAAUUUUCGAAAUGCUUGCCUGAAAUGAUUGCUGAGGGUGAGAAAGCUUCAAUCAAUUUCCUGGCAUGGACACUACAAGAAACUCUUGAUCUGCUGCGCCCUGUUCAGGAGCAAUUUUGCAAGCAGCUAUCUCCAUGCCCUCGCCCAGUGGCCCCAAAAAACGGGGGGCUGGUGUGUGUGACCAUUGACAACACUCAGUACUGCAAACCCAUGUGCAACCAGGGUUAUGACUUCCAGUUCCUCAGGAGCAGCAGGCUGUAUGAAGAGUGUGGCAAUGCCACGGGGUUCUCCUGGACCACGCAGCUUGUUGGGGAAAAGGCACUGGCAGUCUGCAACCCCUCCGAGGUGGCCAUCAGUGGAGCUAAAUCUGCCUAUUUCCCCAGCAACAGCACCUGUGUGCACACUCUUGCCUUCCCUGAGGCUCAGGCAGAGCAGCUGAACAUCUUCCUCCGGGAGAUGGCCGAGCGCGGCAUCGACGGCUCGGGCCGAGACCCGGGGGCUGACUGUGUCACCUGUGGUUACUGACAGCAGCCUGAGCACAGCCAGCCUCUGACUGCACUCGGGCAGCAGCAGCAGAGCAGUGAAAUCAUGGCUGGCACCUGUAAACACACAGCUUUUAUUUAGUUAAAGGUCGGGAGAUCGUAGUCAUGACCGCAGCUUUGGGCUACGGACAUGUAGGCUAAAUCUAAUCCCGCAGCUCAUGGCAAGAAUUUCAAAGGAAGAAGACCACUUUUAUGGCUUUAAUUUGUCUAGCUGGAAUGAAGUAAGAUUUUUUUAACAGUUUUUUAAUGGAUACCUUCCUAUUGGCUUAACUUCUUCAGGAUCUCUGCAGAGAGUGAUAACACUGAGUGUUGUCAGAAAUUGUCCUGUCAGGGGUCCUCUUUACUGAGAAGGGGCUGUGCUUCCACUCACAUUUACAGCUGCCAGUUACUCACUGUUAUUGCUCUGAUGACCAUUUAAGCUGUGUAAGUGACGAGAGUUCCUGGCUGCAGGGGUAUGGUACUUUAUUCACUUGAUUGCUUGACUGGGGCUUAGUACAGCAGCAGAAAACCUGUCCAUUGUCCACCUGGCACUAAGUGAAAGUGAAGAUCAGAAGCAACUCAUCAUUGGUCACCCAGUUUAUCUGUGGAGCUGUAGCUACCAAACAAUGUGCAUGUGAAUUAUUGUGAAAUAUAAACAAGAAAUUCAGUUA
Messenger RNA from Serinus canaria (Common canary), 1550 nucleotides. RefSeq lists its product as uncharacterized. Bases 215 to 883 code for a protein of 222 amino acids. Lineage: Eukaryota; Metazoa; Chordata; Aves; Passeriformes; Fringillidae. The transcript has 6 exons. The record is from RefSeq and is a predicted model, not a curated record.